AUGGAGUACGUCGCCAAGGCUACCGAUCUCGUCAAGAAUUUUAAGGAGACCAGGCUUUCUACCUUGAAGCCGCCUCAAGAAUUUUUCGAUCACCGCCAACUCUCGCGACCCCAAGAUUUCAACGAGGCCACCUCUAGAUUGACCUACAACACGAGACAUUUCUCCGGUAACUAUCUCAUUGUGAUUGCCGUUCUCAUCAUCUAUGCCUUGUUGACAAACCCUUUGUUGCUGAUCGCUAUCGUAUUCUUCGCUGGUGGAUUUGCUGCCAUCAACAAGUUCGUCCCCGAACCCCUCCAAGUCGGCGACCACCUCAUUACCCAAAAAUCCCUCUACACCGCCCUAUUCGUCAUCGGUAUCCCCAUCCUCUACAUCGCCUCCCCCGUCUCCACCUUUUUCUGGCUCGUCGGAAGCUCGGCCAUUUUGAUCUUGGGCCAUGCGGUUUUGAUGGAACCUGGAGUGGAGAGCGAGUAUGCUGGUGUUGAGAGCGUCUAG
Molecule: messenger RNA, 492 nt
Organism: Cryptococcus amylolentus CBS 6039
Lineage: Eukaryota; Fungi; Basidiomycota; Tremellomycetes; Tremellales; Cryptococcaceae
Exons: 6
Coding region: 1-492 (163 amino acids)
Cellular component (GO): Golgi apparatus
Source: RefSeq, a predicted model, not a curated record